AUGGCUAUUCACUAUCUAAUCCUCCUCUCGCGCCAGGGCAAAGUGCGCCUGGCCAAAUGGUUCACCACUCUGUCUCCCAAGGACAAGGCCAAGAUCGUCAAGGACGUUUCCCAGCUUGUCCUGGCUAGGAGGACUCGCAUGUGCAACUUUCUCGAAUACAAAGAUACCAAGAUUGUCUACCGCCGAUAUGCCUCGCUUUUCUUCAUCGCCGGAUGCUCCUCCGAGGACAACGAGCUGAUCACCCUCGAGAUCAUCCAUCGCUAUGUCGAGCAGAUGGACAAGUACUACGGCAACGUCUGCGAGCUCGACAUCAUUUUCUCCUUUACCAAAGCCUACUACAUCCUCGACGAGCUCCUGCUGGCGGGAGAGUUGCAGGAAAGCAGCAAGAAGAAUGUCCUACGAUGCAUAUCGCAACAAGACGCCUUAGAGGACAUGGAGGUCGAGGAUGAAGUCACAAAGAUCAUGUAA
This is a messenger RNA of Neurospora tetrasperma FGSC 2508, 468 nucleotides long. RefSeq lists its product as uncharacterized. Gene Ontology annotation, molecular function: clathrin-cargo adaptor activity. Gene Ontology annotation, biological process: protein transport; vesicle-mediated transport. The record is from RefSeq and is a predicted model, not a curated record. The transcript has 5 exons. Gene Ontology annotation, cellular component: AP-1 adaptor complex; intracellular membrane-bounded organelle. Bases 1 to 468 code for a protein of 155 amino acids. NCBI's taxonomy places the organism in Eukaryota, Fungi, Ascomycota, Sordariomycetes, Sordariales, Sordariaceae.